GGGUCUCGUGAUCAGCCGCCGCUUCCGGCCGUCGCCGCAGCUGGUUUUGGGUCCUUCCGCUCCGGAUCUUGCGCUCUAGGUAGGCGAUGCGGCGGGAGCAGGGCCUGCAGAGAGAGUGGGUGCAGUGGGGUCGUCCUCCCUGGGGUUGUCCUCCCUAGGUGGUUCGUGGCUCGCGGAGCGCAGCGAGGGGGCGGGCGCAGACGGCGGACCGGAACAUGGCCCUUUGCCUCUACAUCCCGGGAGCUCUGGAGACAGAUGGCUUUUCUGCCAGAGGGAGGAUCGAUCCGGUGCCUGGCGUAGGGGGUGGGGAAGAAUGAACAGCUACGAGCGCGCACCUAACCCUGCAGCAACAUCUGAGGGACCUGCUCUCUGGGUUGGUGGAUUGAGGAGGAAGAGGCAGUGAUGUCUGUCGUGGGGGCUGCAACCCCAUACCUGAAUCUUCCCAGUGAUGGUCACAGUGGCCGGGUGAGUUUCUUGGGGGCCCAGCUCCCUCCUGACGUGGCAGCAAUGCCCCAGCUCCUGGGGGAGCUGGACAGGAGCACGUUCAGAAAGUUGCUGAAGCUGGUGGUCAGCAGCCUGCAGGGAGAGGACUGCCGCGAGGCUGUGCAGCACCUCGGGGCGAGCGUGGGCCUGCCAGAGGAGCGGCUGGGCACCCUGCUCGCAGGCGUGCAUACCUUGCUCCGGCAGGCCCUGCGGCUGCCCCCGGCCAGCCUGAAACCUGAGGCCUUCAAGAACCAGCUCGAGGAGCUCUGCAUCCCCCAGGACCUGGCCGGGGACCUGGCCAGCGUGGUGUUCGGGAGCCAGCGGCCCCUCCUCGACUCCGUGGCCAGCCAGCAAGGUGCCUGGCUACCCCGUGUGGCCAACUUCUGGUGGCGGGUGGAUGUGGCCAUCUCCACUAGCUCCCUAGCCCGCUCCCUGCGGCCAAGCAUCCUGAUGCAGCUGGAGCUCUCUGAUGGGUCGGCACACCGCUUUGAAGUCUCCACGGCCAAAUUCCAGGAGCUGAGGUAUGGUGUGGCGCUGGUCCUGAAGGAGAUGGCGGAUCUGGAGAAGAGGUGUGACCGGAAACUCCAGGACUGAGCCUGUUGGGACAGCUGUGUGGGCGUGGCCCCAGAAGGCAGUCUGCGUGUCCUGGGGCAGGCCAGCAACGGAGGUGCCUAAGUGUGAUGAUUGUGUUUUCUUUUUCAUUGAAAAAGACAGCUGUGCCUGUUUUUCUUUUCUUUUUCUUUUUUUUUUUUGGAAGUAAAGCAGCUGUAGAACAUCUGUCCUCAGUGGGCAUCAGAGAGAGGAGCAGGGGUCCUCGGUACUUCUAGGGUGGGAGUGUGCAGAGGCCACGAGCAGCUUUGCACCGUCAGCAUCACCGACUCUAUGCAGGGGCCUUGGGGUGCUGCUCUGGGCAGAGCCUGGUCCCCUUUGCUGCUGGAUCGUGUUCCCCUGGCUGUGUCCCUCUCCCCUUCUGGUCCACUUUCUGUUUGCUUUGUGUGGAGAAGGUGUGUGGGGAAGGUCCACUUCCUGUUCGCUCUGUGUGAAGAACCGAAGUCCCAUGCAGUAAACGGGGCCCACGUGGCAUAUAGGAAUUUCUCAUACAGCGAAUGCGCUUUAGAGCCCACCUUGCCUCUGCGGCCAAGCUUGGCAUCUUGUAAGCUCCCUGUACCCCAUGAACUGCCUCUUGCUGUCCCCUUCCUCUGGGUACACUUGGGGACCUGGGCUGCGUAGAAGAGGAGGAGGCUGCCUUCAUGUCCACUCCUGGCAACUUGUUGUACAUUUGAAAAAAGCUAAAAAAACACACACACACUCAAAAUACUCUACGGAACCCCUGCCAUAGACAGCCCUGGAAACAUUCUGACCUGUUUUUCUUCCCAGAUUUUAUACCUAUGCUGUGUGUGUUGUGCAGUAUUACUGGUGCAGGCAGUCCGUGGGUGAGGUCGGGCUGGUACGCUGUGUCUGGCCUCCCGGCUACGUUCCUCACCGUGCACUCUGCUGCCAAGGAGAAGCCCCGUGGACUAGGAGCUGGAACACCCUUCUAAAUCAUGGGCUUGGCGGCAGUGAGAGGAGGCCGUGUCUCGGGUCCGUGAGAAACAUGUAAACCCCUUCUUCAAGGACCAGAGUCGUCGUCAUUUGCAAACAUGACCUCAAGCCUUGCAGUGAUCCUUACAGAUAAAAGUUGUUUUUCUGUUUCAUAGGUAAACUGAGGCUCAGAGGUCACAUGCUUCAAAUAGUACGCAAGAACAAGACUCUUGUGGGCCCCUCUGGCUUCCGGGCCAUGGAGGGGACCCCCUUUGUCCUACAAGCGGCUUUGUGCCUCCUACAGCUCUGCCCGUCAGGAUAGGAAUAGCAGCCACAGACCCUAAGUAAACAAGUAGGCGUGGCUGCAUUCCAAUCAAACUUUAUUUAGGGAUGCUGAAAUUUGAGUUUCAUGUGUUACAAAAUAUUUUUCUUUUUUUUCCCCAACCAUUUAAAAACCAUUCUUAGCCUUAAGGCCUUAUGAAAGAAACCAGGUGGCUGUGGAAUUUAGGCCGCCAGUGAGUUUGCUGAGCCAUGCUCCAGCUGUCUGCCUCCCUUACCCUGGCCCCCGGGGUGGCGGCCUCUCCUCUGAGCCCACAGGACUUCCCCUGGAAUGCAGUGUGACAGUCCAUCCAGUAGGUGUCAGUCUGCCACCAGAAUGGGACUCCUCCAGGACAGGGGCUGCCCUUGUCCCUCUUUGUUCCCUUGCAGGAGGAAUGGACACUUGCAUCUGGAAAAUUGCCCCUUUCACUUCUGUUGGCCUUAUUUAGUGUUCGUUUUUUGUGGGAACUCUGUGCUGGUGAGUUUCCUCCCUUCUCCCUGGAUGCUCCCCAAAUGCAUCAUCCCUUCACUCAAGGAACAUUUCUGGGGCUUUGAAUGUGAGCCACCAUACUGGGGACUGGGGUCAGGGCCUAUCCUCGCUUGGCUCCAUUUUGUUUUAUUUUGUGAUGUUUUCAGAAAGCUCAACAUUGUUCAGAUUCAACAUCACAGCACAGGUUAAUCUGAUAAGUGAGACAAAAAACCAUUUCAGAUCAAAAUUAUGGGUUUAUUUGCAUUAACUAAUUUAUUAAUUGGUCUCCACAAUAAAAAACCAAAAGGUUUAAAAUCUAGUCUGAAAUAGAAUUCUGGAAAUGUGGAAAAGGAGCCUACUAUUGUGUUUAUGAAAGCCCAAAUUGGAUGUAUAGCUCGACAGUAGAGCAGAGUGUUUCUGUACUGUUCCUGGGCAGCACUCCGGGAGCCUCAGCCGCCUCCUCAACCAUGCGGCAAACCAGCAAGCAGUGCACUUGCCUCAUAAAGCAGAGCUGUGCAGCAGUUUGCACUGAAAAUAUUUCCUUGUGCGUAUCAUUUUAUAGUUUAGCAGAGGGAUUAAGUAGCUUGUCCAAAGUCACACUCCUUGAAAGUGACAGCACCAUCUGUUAUCAGACGCCUAGUGGUUCAGCCCGUGCAGCGCUCACACACGGGAAUCACGUCCUGUUCACAUGGACUUCUGCCUGCAGUUGAUGCUCCAGACCAGAAUGUAGGACUUAGAUUUAUUUCUAUUGAAUUGACCAAACUGCCUCACUUUGAGCUUAGAGGAGAAAGAAUUCCCCAGGGGCUGGAGGACAUGAAGUUUUGAUCUAACAGAGCGGGGGCAAGGCAGCCUAGUGCAGUGGCGAGCACUGGGAAAGCAGCCACAGGAGAUACACAAACGGGCAUGUCUGUGGUCCAGUAAAACUUGGUUCAGGCACGCUGAAAUGUGAAUUUCAUGUCAUUCACAAAUGUCACAAAAUAUUUUUCAACUAUUUAAAAAUGUAAAAACCAUUCUUAACCCUCAGGCUGUACAAAAGCAGGCUGCAGACAAGGUUUGGCCCACAGGCUGUAGUUUGACAACCCUGAUCAGGGUCCAUGUUAGUGUGACAGGAGAAUCCAGGUGCUGAACAAGAAUGAAGUGUGACUCCUGUCAGCCCCUUUUUGGUCACCCUGCAUUUGCUGUUAGGGGAAAGAAGGAAGCAUCAUGCCCAGGGUGGAAUCUGGAAUUUUCAACACAGUCUGUCACUUCUACCUCUUUUGGCCUGAUCAUGGUAACCAAGAAGUGGCCGAGAGAUGACCACUUUCUGGGGACAGCCACAUUCGUGACCAAACUGCCUUACUAAGUCCUGUAGACCAGGAGGAAGUGAGAGAGGGGGUCAGAAAUCCGGACGCCUCAACAGUCCCAAUGCCUGUGGAUGGUAGUGUGGAAUGUCCAUAACCUUGACUGUUGUCCAUUGUUGGGUGGCCCACAAAACCUAAAAUAUUUACUAUACGGCCGUUUAAAGAAAGUUUGCCCAGCUGUCCUAGAUAAAAAGGUAACGACUACUUUGUUGAGUACAUUACUUGCUUUUCAGUAGCCCAUGCUACCAAGGUGGGGGGUGUACAGCUUACAAAAAUGCCUAUUCCUCAUGUACCUGACCCUUCCAGACAAAAGGUCUGAGUGUGAGUAGGGGAUGGCUGGAGAAAAGGUGAAGUAACAGCUACUGAAAUGGGGCACACUGAUUUCUUGGCCGAGUAACAAUCCUGGCACCUGGGGAGGGAACACCCUAGACCCCUUUGGGUGGGGUUGGAGUGUGACAACUGACAAUCAGUGCUCUAGAUCUAGCUCUGCGGUCCAGUCAUUCUAGGCAUGCCAUCAGACAAUCAUACAAAACCACCACAUGGUGUACCCACGCUGAAUGGCAGUGGCUGGUAAUUAACCUGGUUUAGCAUCUCCAUCCACGUGCUGUAAAGUCAGAAGAACUCACAGAGAGAAGACUGGUCCUGAACUAUUCUGAGCUCUUGAACUCCCUUAGUACAUGUGCAAACACAGGCAAGCACAACCUUGCUUCAGUCUGAUGUGAACAGACACGUUUCUGAUGCCCAGACAGCCUUAGGUUACUUAGGUUAUGCCAUGCCUGGCAGUCGAAGCUGCAGUUUCACAGUGACACUGCCCAGUGUGAGUGGCCAACCUGUGUCCCUUUAGGUUACACGUUUAUGGGGGGAAUGGGCUACAAAGUGUCUCUCCAUUAGGGAUGGAAGCACUUUUUGACUCAAAUGUUGCCCCUGUAAUUAUUGGCACUAGGAGCCCUGGUGGCACAAUGGUUAAGCACUCAGCUGCCAACUGAAAG
Trichechus manatus latirostris (Florida manatee) is the source of this 5120-nucleotide messenger RNA. RefSeq names its product COMM domain containing 5 (gene COMMD5). The record is from RefSeq and is a predicted model, not a curated record. The transcript is spliced from 2 exons. NCBI's taxonomy places the organism in Eukaryota, Metazoa, Chordata, Mammalia, Sirenia, Trichechidae. Bases 403 to 1077 code for a protein of 224 amino acids. Gene Ontology annotation, cellular component: nucleus.